Molecule: messenger RNA, 1629 nt
Organism: Erigeron canadensis
Lineage: Eukaryota; Viridiplantae; Streptophyta; Magnoliopsida; Asterales; Asteraceae
Product: ATPase GET3B-like
Exons: 12
Coding region: 33-1268 (411 amino acids)
Biological process (GO): post-translational protein targeting to endoplasmic reticulum membrane
Cellular component (GO): GET complex
Molecular function (GO): ATP hydrolysis activity; ATP binding
Source: RefSeq, a predicted model, not a curated record
CCUUCAAUAUUUCCCCCAAAAACAAAGCAAAAAUGGCAAUAACAUCUUAUCACUCAACUACUUUCAUGUCUUCUUCUUCUUCAUUGAACCGGUUAGCACCAAUAUCAAGAACGGGGUUUAUUUCUUACACAUCCCCCUUGAACCCUUAUAAGCCUCGUGCAAUAUUCAGCUCUGGUUUUGUUUCUUUUGCUUCCAAAAGAAAACAAUCAAGAAAAUUGUUUACAGUGAGAUCAGCGGUAGCUCCUGUUGAAACCACAGCUGAUUUUGAUGAGAUGGUUUCUGGGACAAAAAGAAAGUAUUACAUGCUAGGCGGGAAAGGUGGUGUAGGUAAAACAAGCUGUGCUGCUUCACUUGCUGUAAAAUUUGCAAAUAAUGGUCAUCCAACUCUUGUAGUUUCAACCGACCCUGCACAUUCUUUAAGUGACUCUUUUGCUCAGGAUCUGACUGGUGGGACUCUAGUACCCGUUGAAGGACCUCUUUCUCCUCUUUUUGCCCUGGAGAUAAAUCCUGAUAAAGCAAGGGAAGAAUUUCGUGAUGUAAGCAAGAAGAAUGGUGGAACUGGAGUCAAAGACUUCAUGGAUGGCAUGGGUCUUGGAAUGCUCGCUGAUCAAUUAGGAGAGCUGAAGCUAGGGGAGCUCUUGGACACCCCUCCUCCCGGUUUAGACGAAGCUCUUGCAAUUUCCAAGGUUAUUCAAUUUCUUGAAUCACAAGAAUAUAACAUGUUUACACGCAUAGUCUUUGAUACUGCACCCACGGGUCAUACGCUGCGACUUUUGUCAUUGCCCGAUUUCUUGGACGCAUCAAUUGGGAAGAUACUGAAGCUUAGGCAGAAAAUAUCUUCGGCAACUUCAGCAAUCAAAAAUGUAUUUGGGCAAGAAGGAUCUCGUCAAGAUGCUUCUGAUAAAUUGGAGAAACUAAGGGAAAGGAUGAUUAAAGUACGGGAGCUUUUUCGUGAUACUGAUUCAACAGAAUUUGUUAUAGUGACGAUUCCUACGGUAAUGGCCAUCAGUGAGUCCGCAAGGUUGCGUGCUUCACUUAUUAAGGAAAAUGUUCCUGUCAAAAGGCUUAUUGUUAAUCAAAUUCUUCCGCCAUCUGCUUCUGACUGCAAAUUCUGUGCUAUGAAAAGGAAGGACCAAACUCGUGCGAUUGAGAUGAUCCGAAAUGAUCCAGAGCUGUCCAGUCUGAUUUUGGUGCAGGCACCUCUUGUUGAUGUUGAAAUCAGAGGUGUCCCGGCUCUUCAAUUCUUAGGGGACAUGAUUUGGAAAUAGAAGUAUAUGAGAUCUUCUCAGCAUGACAAGGUUGACAGAAAUAGUAAUGAGUUGUCGCAGAUAAUUGCUACAAGAUACAUUGGAGCCUUAACGCACUUGGUGAGUCUUCAGAAGAUUAAUUUUUGGUCACAGUUUUGGUUGCAAGGUGAGGCACAUACACACAAGGAUGAAGUCUUUCAAAUAUCAAAGAAACCACACUGAUUACUUAACGGGUAGAGAUUGUUGUAUAUAAGAUCAUCAUUUGCUCUGUACGAUAUGUCGAUAUUUGGUGCAUACUUUGUAUUCGUAUUUAAUGUACAAGUAUCCUCCAACUUUAUGUUGAAAAUGACAGGAUUACAUAGAAGGUUGUUAAUAUGGUAAA